AUGAGCGAGAGAGACCAGUGGCUCGACGCUGUGAGCAUAAGGCUCAAGCGCAAGAAAGCGGAUAUUGCAAAGGACGCCAACAAGCAGCCGGGUGAUGCGUGGACUCAGCGUUACAAAUGUGCCAAGGCUGUCGUGCAUGCGGUGAAUGGGAGAAGUAAAGACACCAGUGACAUUGUCGUGAAUGCCAUUGAUGGGUCUGCCGCGAAGAAACGUGACUUCGACGACACAUGCGUCUUGGCGCUCCCACUGCUUGCCUUCUUAAAGACCCAACACUUCUUCUUCUUUUUUCUUCUCUUUUCCUUCAAACCACUCCCACGACGACAAUUUUCUCAAACACCCCAAAACCGACACAGUCGUCACUCAAUUCCCGAGAAAGCGCACCGCGGCGACUGAGUCACCUCACCGCCCCAACCAACAGUGUCUCAUCUUGCCCCCGAAGGCAAGCAAGAAGCCCGUAGAGAAAGACCAGCGCAAGGAAGAACAAUCAAGAGACAUCAGCGCCCACACGCCUGCUCUGGCCGAGGAUACUACGCUUUCGACUCUGUCCACCUUCAGUCGCGUUUGCGAAGCGAAGUUCGACCCGCAGAUCAGCGCGUGGAUGAGAUCGCCAUCUGCCGCUCACUCCAUGAACCGCAUCCACAGCCUUGCAGAGGACUCAUUUGCUAUCACCUCUACAGCAAUGCAGGCGCAGGACUUCAACGGCGUAGGAGCUGAGCAGGUAGCGGCUGCAGGACGAAAGGGCGAGUCGAAGAAGCGCGGUAGGGAGGAUCACCAUGGGGAGGAGGAGAAUGGUGAAGAUGAAGAAGGCAGGCGUCCGAGAAAGCAGGGAAAGAUUUCCGAAGCUGAAGAGACACUUGAGGACAGCGACGAAGACCAUGAUGUGCCCCUCGCAGUUCGUCGUCCACUGCAUAGCGCUCUCGCGGGACAUAACCAGGACGACAGCGAGUCCACGAUCCCCACUUCAGGCUCGAUUCCCGACGGCGUCCUCGAAGUCAUCCACGACGAGAAGAUCUUCGGCAAGAUCCUGGGUUACAUGAACCUACAGGAGUGCUUUGGCUUGUUGAAUGUCCACCGCGAGUUUGAGCAGUGCAAAGUACUGCGUCAACGUCUCAUGCUCGAUGAUCAUCCUCGCAAGCUUGUCACUGCUUCCGUUGCCUCGAUAUCGGCACCCAGUGCUGGAAAAGAUGCGGAAACUGUCCUUGCCGAGCCUGAAGGAGCUGGAAAGGAUCCUGCACGAGAGCAAAUCGUCCAGCGACCGAGCGGCCUUCUCACCGUGAAUAACCUCCCACGCAACUGGACUCGUCUAGUUCGUGGCAACACGCUCCCUGGCAACCACGUCCGCCAGAUCAAUCCACUCGUCUUCGGUGGACAGGAUGCUGUGAAGAACUAUAUCCACAACUUCCAGUUCUACCCAGCGGCGGAGCGGGCGCAGGUCGAUAAGCUCCCCCCUUCGGUGGCGGGCCCGGAGUACCAAAUCGACCGACGCGCGGAGGGACUGCCACUCAAGCUGAACGAGAACGGCGAUAACAUUCAAGAACAACUCUACGAGAUGUUCUUCGUCACUCACACGGCGGAGAACUUCCGAAGAGACCCAAAGCAUCUCAACUUGGAAGGCCACUGUAAGCAACAUUCCACCCUCGCCCAGUCCCUGCUCGUCCAGCCGGCUAUCAACGAUGUGCAGGUCCUCAUCCACGCUAUUCGCCAUAAGAAGACAGGCGGGAUCGACCACGUCUACGGCGAGGAAGCUCACGUCCACAACCACCUGGGCAUUCGAAUGGGCGACAUUUUCCAGAAGGCUGUCGAAUGGUCGAAGCGGUACAAGGAUAAGGGCGCACGGAUUGGACAACACAUCAGCUACACGGUGCGCUUUCCGCGGGGCGUUCGGCUGAAUAUGGCUGGCUACAAGCAGAUGGGUACGCCGUUGACGAAGGCGGAGUUUGAUGCACUCUGA
Molecule: messenger RNA, 1951 nt
Organism: Lecanosticta acicola
Lineage: Eukaryota; Fungi; Ascomycota; Dothideomycetes; Mycosphaerellales; Mycosphaerellaceae
Source: the annotation of a GenBank genome assembly